This is a messenger RNA of Centruroides sculpturatus (bark scorpion), 363 nucleotides long. Its product is annotated as alpha-like toxin CsEv5. Gene Ontology annotation, biological process: defense response. The coding region runs from base 34 to 276 and encodes 80 amino acids. The transcript is spliced from 2 exons. Gene Ontology annotation, molecular function: sodium channel inhibitor activity; toxin activity. Lineage: Eukaryota; Metazoa; Arthropoda; Arachnida; Scorpiones; Buthidae. The record is from RefSeq and is a predicted model, not a curated record. Gene Ontology annotation, cellular component: extracellular region.
AUCUACUGCUGACAAAAAGAAUUGACGAAAGAAAUGAAGGUUUUGAUACUGAUCAUCGGUUCUGUAUUGCUGAUUGGUGUGGAAUGCAAAGAUGGAUAUCCUGUGGACAGUAAAGGUUGCAAACUCUCAUGCGUAGCAAAUAAUUAUUGCGACAACCAAUGCAAAAUGAAGAAAGCAUCGGGUGGACAUUGCUACGCAAUGUCGUGUUAUUGCGAGGGACUUCCGGAAAAUGCCAAGGUUUCGGAUAGUGCCACAAAUAUAUGUGGUGGAAAAUAAUGUAACUGUUCUUCCAAGUCGCCGAUGUAAAACAAUGUAAACAAUCCUUACUGCUAAAAAAUAAAAAAUAAUGUUAUUCGAAGCAUA